Messenger RNA from Botrytis porri, 795 nucleotides. RefSeq lists its product as uncharacterized. The transcript is spliced from 3 exons. NCBI's taxonomy places the organism in Eukaryota, Fungi, Ascomycota, Leotiomycetes, Helotiales, Sclerotiniaceae. The record is from RefSeq and is a predicted model, not a curated record. The coding region runs from base 1 to 795 and encodes 264 amino acids.
AUGUCGUCCAGUAAUCCAACUCCAGAUCUUGCUACUGUAAUGGAAAUCUUAGCAAAUCUAGCAAAAGCUAAGAAUCAACAACAAGCUCAACCUUCCACGCAAACAGCUUCAGCUCAAACACCAGAUGUCACGUCACAUGGUCAAGCAAUCCAGCAACAACAACGACAACAACAACAACACUGGCCUCAGUCUGUAGCCCCUCCGAUAACACAGCAUGAAUCUGGUCAGCUCCAAGCUCAAGCACAGUCUAUCAAUAAUUCAAAGGCCGUUGAUCCAGCUACCAUCAUUGAGUGGAGUGCGGGCCUGCGAUGUGUUAUGAGGACGUUGAAUAAACACGAUCAUGUGCUACAGGAAAUUCGGAAGAUGAUCAAAGUACAACAUGAGCAUGAAGAGCAAUGGUGGAAGUCGAGAGUAGCUCUUAUAGAGCGACAAGCCGCUAGGAAGGAAGGGCAGAAGAAAUUAGAAGAAGUGUUGAAAGCAGUAGGUGGAGCCACAUCAAGCGGGACAUCUAACACCAGUCCCGAAGAAUUGGCAAAAGAGCUAGAGACAUUCGACAUGAAAGUCUAUAAAGCUCAAACUCAAAUGGUCAGAGAGAUGAAUGGAAAAUUAAGGAAUUUAGGAAUAUCAUUCUUUGGGACGAAGAGUGAACUGGUUAGAAUUCCUGGAAAGAAUGAUGCCACGAAUAGGACGGGGACGGCUAGCACGGAGGGGGAGAAAAGUAUGAUUGAUGAAAAUGAAUUGGUGGAGCUGCAGAAGAAAAUGCUUAAUAUCCUAGAAGAUAUGUGCAAUGACUGA